Messenger RNA from Populus nigra (black poplar), 723 nucleotides. Its product is annotated as homeobox-leucine zipper protein ATHB-52-like. Gene Ontology annotation, biological process: positive regulation of DNA-templated transcription. The transcript has a single exon. NCBI's taxonomy places the organism in Eukaryota, Viridiplantae, Streptophyta, Magnoliopsida, Malpighiales, Salicaceae. The record is from RefSeq and is a predicted model, not a curated record. Gene Ontology annotation, molecular function: sequence-specific DNA binding; DNA-binding transcription factor activity, RNA polymerase II-specific. Gene Ontology annotation, cellular component: nucleus. Bases 1 to 540 code for a protein of 179 amino acids.
AUGAAUUCCCAUUUACACCACCAGUCACAAAGCCAAGGCAACCGACCUCUCAAACCCAGAAAGAAAAGGCUUGCUAGAGACCAGCUUAACCUCCUGGAAACAAGUUUCAAUGCUAACCAGAAGCUCAAAGCAGAGCACAAGACUGAGCUUGCCCGGCAACUAGGCGUGCCACCAAAACAAGUUGCAAUAUGGUAUCAAAAUAGAAGAGCCAGGCACAAAAAUGAUGCCAUAGAGCAUGACUACAUGAACAUCCAGCUAGAGCUAGGUAAUGUAUUGGCAGAAAACAUCAGGCUCGAGAAACAAGUUAGCAUGCUUAAAUUUGAGCUGAACAAGGUUCAACAAAUGAUACUUUUUGGACCAACCUCAUCUGCUGCAACUCACCCUUCAGUGUCAGGAUCUAGUGAUGAGCAGGCAAACUCAAGUUCUCCUGGAAACAUGAUCUGUAAUUGGGGAGACGCUGGAAAUGAUGACAUAUUUCCUGUAGAAGAGCUAUAUACUUGUUUGAUAGGCUCUGACACUCAGUUAUGGCCUCUUAACUGAACCAGCGAAUCCUCAAUCAUGAAACAAGUGAUGAUAGCAGAAUGUAGAACUUCUGAAGUUUUUCCAACAACAUUAGGUUGUUUGUAUUUUAUGGUCAAGUCAAGAAAUUUUAUUCAAUGUUCAAUCUUAAAGCAAGUAGAAUAUCAGUAAGAAAAUAUAAAAUUUGAUAUUGUUCCACUAGCA